This is a messenger RNA of Phacochoerus africanus (Common warthog), 1995 nucleotides long. RefSeq names its product phosphogluconate dehydrogenase (gene PGD). The record is from RefSeq and is a predicted model, not a curated record. Bases 121 to 1572 code for a protein of 483 amino acids. The transcript has 13 exons. Gene Ontology annotation, cellular component: cytosol. Gene Ontology annotation, biological process: pentose-phosphate shunt, oxidative branch; pentose-phosphate shunt. Gene Ontology annotation, molecular function: phosphogluconate dehydrogenase (decarboxylating) activity; NADP binding. NCBI's taxonomy places the organism in Eukaryota, Metazoa, Chordata, Mammalia, Artiodactyla, Suidae.
GCUGGGAAGCCUCGGCCACGGCCAGGGGAGGCGAGCCGGGACGGGGUUCAGCCCCGGUUGUCCGCGCCGUGCGUUUCCUGCCCUUCCGCUCUGCUCGCUCCAGCCCGCUCUGCCGCCGCCAUGGCCCAAGCUGAUAUUGCACUGAUUGGACUGGCCGUCAUGGGCCAGAACUUAAUUCUGAACAUGAACGACCACGGCUUUGUGGUCUGUGCUUUUAAUCGGACAGUCUCCAAAGUGAAUGAUUUCUUGGCCAAUGAGGCAAAGGGAACCAGGGUGGUUGGUGCUCACUCCUUGGAGGAGAUGGUCUCCAUGCUGAAGAAGCCGCGGCGGAUCAUCCUGCUGGUGAAGGCUGGUCAGGCUGUGGAUGAUUUCAUUGAAAAACUGGUCCCGUUGUUGGACACUGGUGACAUCAUCAUCGACGGAGGGAACUCUGAAUACAGGGAUACCACCAGACGGUGUCGAGACCUCAAGGCCAAGGGCAUCCUGUUUGUGGGGAGUGGAGUUAGCGGGGGAGAGGAGGGGGCCCGGUACGGCCCGUCGCUCAUGCCGGGAGGGAACAGAGAAGCGUGGCCCCACCUCAAGGAAAUCUUCCAAAGCAUCGCUGCGAAAGUGGGAACCGGAGAGCCCUGCUGUGACUGGGUGGGAGACGAGGGCGCAGGACACUUUGUGAAGAUGGUGCACAACGGGAUAGAGUACGGGGACAUGCAGCUCAUCUGCGAGGCCUACCACCUGAUGAAGGACGUCCUGGGCAUGGAGCAGCGCGAGAUGGCCAAGGCCUUUGAGGAGUGGAACAAGACCGAGCUGGACUCCUUCCUGAUUGAGAUCACGGCCAACAUCCUCAAGUUCCAGGAUGCCGACGGCAAGCACCUGCUGCCCAAGAUCAGGGACAGCGCGGGACAGAAGGGCACUGGGAAGUGGACGGCCAUCUCGGCCCUGGAGUACGGCGUCCCCGUCACCCUCAUUGGAGAAGCAGUCUUUGCUCGAUGCUUAUCAUCCCUGAAGGACGAGAGGGUUCAAGCGAGCAAAAAGCUCAAAGGGCCUCAAAAGAUCCAGUUUUCAGGAGACAAGAAAUCCUUCCUGGAGGACAUUCGAAAGGCCCUCUACGCCUCCAAGAUCAUCUCCUACACUCAGGGCUUCAUGCUGCUGAGACAGGCAGCCGCGGAAUUUGGCUGGAGCCUCAACUAUGGAGGCAUCGCCCUGAUGUGGCGGGGGGGCUGCAUCAUCAGGAGUAUGUUCCUGGGCAAGAUAAAAGAUGCGUUUGACCGCAACCCUGGGCUGCAGAACCUGCUCCUGGAUGACUUCUUUAAGUCGGCGGUGGAGGACUGCCAGGACUCCUGGCGGCGGGCAGUCAGCACCGGCGUCCAGACAGGCAUCCCCAUGCCCUGCUUCACCACUGCCCUCUCCUUCUACGACGGGUACAGACACGAGAUGCUGCCGGCCAACCUGAUCCAGGCACAGCGGGAUUACUUCGGGGCUCACACCUAUGAACUCUUGGCCAAGCCGGGACACUUCGUCCACACUAACUGGACAGGCCAUGGUGGCAGCGUGUCCUCCUCUUCAUACAACGCCUAACCGGAGUCCGUCGCCCCCGCCCCGCCACAGCCCAGGACAUUCCAUCUUCACCGCACUGUCCACACGGCCCCUGCCCUGCCUUCUGCGCGCAUCUUUUAAAACAGUGUCAGAAGAGACUCCUCUGCAACAUCAACCCAAGUUUACUUGCAAAGCAGUUCCAGGAGAACCAGCACGCCUCUGCGGGCUGAGCAGGAUCCCAGCGUGUGUGGGAUAGUUCUCGCUAGCUUCAGAAGGCAGCGUCCCCACAUCCCCGGGGGAUUAGGGAGGCAGGGGGAGUCUGCCCUGACAGAGGCAGCGGCUCUCACCACAUGGGUAGGAAAGGUUUUUAUGGAAUUUGAUCAAACUGGAACCUUUGUAUCAUGCAGCUGAAUUCCCUUUCCCUUUACUUAAUAAAAGUAAAAAAAAAAAAAAAGGAAAAUCAUA